AUGACCUCACGCAUCGACAAGACGAUUGCUCGGCAGCGCGAGAAAAUCGCCUCCGGUGCUUACUACGAAGCUCACCAACAACUCCGCGUCAUCGCUGCGCGAUACAUCAAACAAUCCAAUUAUGAGGCCGCUGCUGAAAUAUUGGCUGGCGGUGCGACUGCUCUUCUGAGAGCUGGAUCUCAGCAGGGCGCUUCUGCGAGUGGAGGAGACUUGGCUAUAAUGUUGGUAGACGAGGUGUACACCAAGGCGGGGUGGGGGAUUACUGGAGGAGAUGAUGAUGCGGAGGGUCGAGCCCGAAAGAAGCGCUUAAUAGAGCUUCUGCGUGAAUUCCCGUCGGAAGAGCCCACGAGGAAGAGAUUCAUUCAGGAGAUGAUCGGCUGGAGCGGACGGUUCGGUCCUGUGGAGAGAGGAGAUGCGGAGCUGCACCAUGCGGCUGGUUCGGUAUACGCCGAGGACAAUGAGCCAUAUGACGCCGAGAAGCAUCUCAUUCUUGGAACCUCCGAAUCCGCCGAGACGCUCGCGAAACUCGAGUACGAGUGGUACACGAACGACGAGCCCCAUACGGCGGCUAUAUACGCCUCUCGUGCAGUCUUUCCUUACUUGUCAGUCGGGAACCUCCGCAACGCCAACAAAGCCUUCCUCAUCUUCACCUCAAGGCUCUCUUCCUCAAAUGCGUCCCUUGGUGUACAAGAAGUCAGCAGCGCCAGCUCCGAUGUUCGAGUUUUCCCGUCUCUGCCUUUGCUGAACUUCAUAAGCAUGCUGCUUCUCACUAUCCAGCGAGGUAGCGCAGACCUUUUCAAGCAGUUAACUGCCCAUUAUGCAUCGCAGAUCCAAGAAGUAGGGAUCUGGGAUGAUGCCUUGUCACAGAUCGGCGAGCAAUACUUCGCGAUCAAAGUUCCGAGACAAGGUAACCCACUUCUGGAUAUGAUGGGCAGUAUGCUGUUCGGAGGUCAGAACCAGGGCGGAAGUAGGAGGGCACCCCAGGGACGGAGUCAGUCGAAGACCGUGGAGGCGCCGCCGGCCAGCAUGGAGCUCGAUUAG
Molecule: messenger RNA, 1041 nt
Organism: Aspergillus lentulus
Lineage: Eukaryota; Fungi; Ascomycota; Eurotiomycetes; Eurotiales; Aspergillaceae
Product: protein GET4
Biological process (GO): protein insertion into ER membrane
Cellular component (GO): cytosol; TRC complex
Molecular function (GO): protein binding
Source: RefSeq, a predicted model, not a curated record